This is a messenger RNA of Phytophthora sojae, 2483 nucleotides long. RefSeq lists its product as hypothetical. Gene Ontology annotation, molecular function: ATP binding; protein kinase activity. The coding region runs from base 13 to 2400 and encodes 795 amino acids. The record is from RefSeq and is a predicted model, not a curated record. The transcript has 6 exons. Lineage: Eukaryota; Oomycota; Peronosporomycetes; Peronosporales; Peronosporaceae. Gene Ontology annotation, biological process: protein phosphorylation.
CGGCGGCAUCUGAUGAGCUCUGCCAGCCACGUCCGGUUGGGGGCAACAGGGGACAUCCCGGUGUUCAACACUCGAGGCACCGAGCGAUUCGAGACGUCGUCAACUUCUGGCGGCUACGGGGAAGUUUACCGCGGGCUCUACCGUGAACAGCCCGUGGCGAUCAAAGUGCUUCUCCCUGAGAAGCGGAAGGACCUCGACCAGAUCGACGCCUUCCUGGCUGAGAUCAAGAUGAUGGCAACGAUCGACCACCCGUGCAUUGUGCAGUUCAUUGCUGUGGCUUGGGACUCGCUCUCGGAUCUGUCCGCAGUGAUGGAGUUCAUGGAAGGGGGUGACCUACGCUCUCUGCUUGACCGGUUCACGCAAGAACAGCGGCCUCGAGGGUUCGACCUCGACAAGGCCCGGAUCGCCCUCCAAACCGCUCAGGCGUUGACGUAUCUGCACUCACUCGACCCGAAGGUGCUGCAUCGUGACCUGAAGUCCAGGAACAUCCUAUUGACGUCCUCAAUGAACGCCAAAGUGUCGGACUUCGGCGUUGCUCGCAACUACAGCUUCACGAGCAUGACGGAUGCGGUCGGGACGUCGCUGUGGAUGGCACCCGAGGUCAUGCUGGGCGACCGAUACGACACGAGCGCCGACAUCUUCUCGUUCGGCAUCGUGCUGUCCGAAUUGGACUCGCACUUGCGCCCGUACGCAGUAGCCCGGGUAGACAACAGCAGACAGCGAACUCCCGACGCAGCGUUGCUGCAGCUCGUGGCAAUGGGGCGAGUGACAAUCAACUUCUCAGCGAACGCGCCGACGGAGCUCGUUGAGCUCGGCCGCGCUUGCGUGAGCUUUGACCCAUUGGCUCGACCCAGCGCUAGCGAAGUGCACUACCGACUGCAGCUCAUCUUGCAGUCGUACGAGCUGUACACUGACGCCGUCACCAACGACAAGGGCUCCGACAGCCGCACCCGAAGUGGCUACUUCCGCUCCAGUGGCGACUACCGCAGCGGCGACCGUCACUUCAUCCGCUUCCACGAUAGAGACGUCGACGCCGACAAGUACAACCUCAGUGACGACUGCAGUGACCGCAGCGGAGUCGACACUUCAGCGCCGGCUUCGGCCUCCGCGAAUGCGAACGCUUCGACAACGGUGAUCAUUAAUGUUAGUUCCCAUUCCAGCGACAGCAAUGCGUCCUCGGGGCUUACCAGUCUGGAAGAAAGUAGCGACGGUGUGAGCACAGGAACCGUCAUCGGCAUCGUCGCCGGCUCGAUAGCAGUAAAACAGACUCCGAGGUCGCCCUCAUUUGACGCGUCUUAUGUCGUCGCGCCGGUCACCCUUCCCGCGGCGAACGCCAUCGUGCUAGAAAGCUUCACGCCUGCGCCUGCGAUCCAGGUGAGUGACCUGAACAACUUCGACAGGACCGUGAACCUCGACAGCACUGCGAAUCUGGAUUCCACGCUUCGUCUCGAAAGCAGUGCAGCCUCGGUGACCGCCAAGAAGUCGACCAAGUCAAGCUCGAGCUUGUGGGAGGACGAGGCCAUCAUGGCAGCGCGUAUCCCGAUGGAGAAACUUAUCCACAAGGAGUUGAUCAACGAAGGAGGACACGGCGCGGUGUACCAUGGUCUGUACCGCGGAGAGUGCGUCGCCAUCAAGGUGCUGCUGGACGAGAAGAGAAAGGACAUGCGUCAGAUCAACAUCUUCCUCUCGGAGAUCAAGCUGAUGGCGACGGUGGAGCACCCUCGCAUCGUGCGGUUCGUUGGCGUGGCGUGGGACGCCCCCAGCGAUCUCAGCGCAGUCUCCGAAUUCAUGCCGGGCGGCGACUUGUUCUCGCUGCUCAGACGGUUUGACCGCGUGGAGCAUCGCGCGCAAGGAUUCGACGUCGACAAGGCCAAGAUUGCGCUGCACGUAGCGCAGGCGCUGACGUACCUGCACUCGCUCGACCCCGUGAUCCUGCACCGCGACCUCAAGUCCAUGAACAUCCUGCUGUCGGACGACUGGGACGCGAAGCUCACGGACUUUGGCGUCUCGCGCAAGUGGACCGUGGACACGAUGACAGCGGGCGUCGGCACCAGACGCUGGAUGGCGCCCGAGGUUAUGAUGGGCAAGCGCUACGACACGAGCGCCGACAUCUUCUCGUUCGGCGUCGUCCUGUCCGAGCUGGACUCGCACCAGCCGCCGUACGCGAGCGCGAUCGCCACUAUCACGUCCGAGUCGGGCGAGAAGGUGACGGAGACCGCGCUGAUGGAAAUGGUGGCUAUGGGUCGCGUCCGAAUCGAGUUCUCCGGCAACGCGCCGGCAGCGCUCGUGCAACUGGGCCACGCCUGCGUCAGCUUGGACCCGAAAGUGCGCCCCAGCGUCGGCGAGGUGCACUACCAGCUGCAGAAGAUCCUGCGCAAGUACCAGAAGUACACACUAUAACAACUCUACAGCAACAAUUAGUGAUGGUUUUGAAUUGGACGAGUAAAGAACGUCCAAAACGUCUAAAACGUUCUAAAUACUUU